Molecule: messenger RNA, 2004 nt
Organism: Cordyceps fumosorosea ARSEF 2679
Lineage: Eukaryota; Fungi; Ascomycota; Sordariomycetes; Hypocreales; Cordycipitaceae
Product: carboxypeptidase S1
Exons: 1
Coding region: 1-2004 (667 amino acids)
Biological process (GO): proteolysis
Cellular component (GO): fungal-type vacuole
Molecular function (GO): serine-type carboxypeptidase activity
Source: RefSeq, a predicted model, not a curated record
AUGGCGGCGCUGCUCUCGACACUGCUGCUGCUUCUUGCAGCAACAGCUAGCGCCCAGUUUGUCAACCAAGAGUAUCACAGCCGCAACUUCAACAUUACCAAGUCACCCGGCAAUAGCAACAUCACUGUCGCCUACAAAGAACCUAAUGGCACCUGCAAGACAGCCUUCACCUCACAGAAACAGUACACUGGCUGGGUCAGCGUUCCUGGCGACUAUGCCACCAAUCUCUUCUUCUGGUUCGUCGAGGCCCGUGAAAAGACCGAUAAACUCACCAUAUGGCUCAAUGGAGGCCCGGGCUCCAGCUCCAUGUAUGGAUUUUUCACAGGCAAUGGCCCCUGCGCUGUCGUCGAAAAGGGCCUCAACACAUACGAUACCGUUACUAGAGAUUGGGGGUGGGACCGCGGUUCCAAUAUCAUCUUCAUCGACCAACCCAACCAAGUUGGCUUCUCAUAUGAUGUUCCAUCUAACGGCACCAUGCUGUUCCCCAAUGGCACCGUGAUCCUUCCACCAUACGCUGAUGAAAGCUCAAAAAAUCCGUGGUCCAUUACCAACGGUACCUUUUCCACCAUGAAUGUCAAUUCCACUGCCAACACCACUGAAAAGGCCGCAUUUGCUGUCUGGCACAUGCUGCAAGGCUUCCUCGGCGCUUUCCCCCAAUACUUACCACCGGCACCUCAGCCCGUGUCCAUCAACCUCUUUGCGGAAAGCUACGGCGGUCGCUACGGCCCCAUUUUCGCCGACGUCUGGGAGCAACAGAACCAGAUUCGACAAGUUACGCCCGCAAAAACAAACUCCACGCGCCAGGUCAAUCUCGCUUCCCUCGGGAUCGUCAACGGCUGCGUUGAUCAGGAGAUUCAGCAGGCUCUGUCUCCCAAGUUUGCUACGGCCAAUACCUAUGGCUUCAAGGCCUACAGCGACGAGGAGGCCAAGUUUUAUACCGACAAGUUUUCUGCCGCUGGUGGAUGCGCCGAGAGACUGAGGCGAUGUGCCAGCCUUUCUGCCGCUUUUGACAUCAACGGUACCGGCACUGUGGAUGGUGUCAACCAGGCCUGCCAGAGAGCAAAUGCUGUCUGUAACGAUGUUGACACGCCCUAUUACGCUGCCGGAAGAAGCGUGUAUGAUCUCUCUGCCCCUCUCACGGAUCCGUUUCCCUCGUUUCGAUUCGUGGACUACCUAAACCAGGGCUCUGUCCUUGCCGCCAUCGGCUCACCAGUCAACUAUACCAUGAAUAGCAACGCAGUCUAUUUUGCCUUUGACGCCACGGGCGACCUUUCCAGAGGCCAGACUAUACCACGUAUAGCCAAGUUGCUCAACCAGGGCGUCCGCAUAGGCUUGAUUUAUGGCGACAGAGAUUAUAUUUGUCACUGGUUUGGCGGUGAGGCCGUUUCACUACAGGUCGCCAAGGAAGCUGGCGGCCAGUACCUCACCCAGUUUCCCGCCGCUGGGUACUCACCCAUCAUCGUCAAUAGCUCCUAUAUUGGUGGUGAGGUCCGUCAAUUUGGAAACCUUUCUUUUAGCCGCAUCUACCAAUCUGGACAUUCUGUGGCGUCGUAUCAGCCUGAGACGGCAUUUCAAAUAUUCUCUCGCCUCAUGGCUGGCACUUCAGUCUCAACCGGUCAAUCUAUCGACAUCAACACAUACAGCACGUCUGGCCCAGUGAAUUCAACCACGACAGCCAAGCUACCCAAGAUGCAAGAUACGGUCUGCUACAUACGCGCGUUCCAAGACACUUGCGACAAGGAUUCCCGGCAACUGGCAGCCAGCGGCAGCGGGGUCGUCAUCAACGGCAUUCUCUAUUCUUCCUCGGCGGACUGGCCGCUCAUGACCCAGACGGCGACGUCGACCAAGGCUGCCACUACCAAAACAUCGAGCGCAACCUUGACGGGCGCGUACACGGCAACGAGUACACCUAAAAACUCGGCUCAAAGAGCAAGCCCCUCGCCAGCCUUUUGUAUUGUGGUGGUGCUCGGGGCAGCACUGUUGCCAGUUUUGGAUUGGAUAUAA